AUGGCGUCGAUGGUGUCCUCCGGCUCAGCUCUCCAGGAAGUAUGGCAUGAGGUCUACGCGGCGUCGAACCCACCCCCGCUCAGCCAUAUUCGCGAGCUUGGAAGAGGAGGGUUUUCUAUUGUCGACGCUGUGCAAGUAACCGGAGGCCUGCAUUCAGGGCGAGUGAUGGCUCGGAAGGUCGUACGCUUGCCGCGUCUCCCCAGCAAACAUCGCAGCCUGCUACGCUCCGUCCUCGAAGAGGUGCAGAUUCUCAAUCGUCUCAAACAUAUUCACGUUAUCACUGUCGCGUUUACCUACGAGGAACUCGAUGCCAAAAGUAGGGCCAUUGCUUUCGGUAUCUUGAUGCCGACGGUGGCGGAGCAAAGCCUUGCUGAAUUCCUAGAAGACCAGGAAUCCGAUCUUCAAGACUACCGGGACCGUCAAAUGGAGAUGGAGGCCGCUCAACUACUCCAGAAAGCCCGCAAGAGAUUGGGGAAAUGGUACCUGUGCCUUGCGCAAGCACUCGCAUAUCUCCACCAGGAGCGCGUUCGGCAUCGGGAUAUUAAGCCAGCGAACAUCCUAAUCAAGGACGAUGCCGUGUUUCUGACCGACUUUGGCCUCUCAAAGUACUUUGAAGAUCAGUUGACUACGAUGACCUAUGGGGUAACCGAGAAAACACAAAUGUAUUGCGCGCCGGAGGUGGCAGCAAGUGAACACAGAGGCCGUCCCUCGGAUAUCUGGUCAUUAGGCUGCGUCUUUCUCGAAAUGACGACUAUUUAUGCCGGUGCUUCACUUUCUGAAUUUGCAUCUACGCGAGGCCCUGUUGGUCAACGUGCGUACCACUUGCAUCCCGAAACGACCCUUCGUUGGGUCCGGAUGCUUCAGAACAUCCAGCCUCGGAUAUCGGAAACCUCUAUAUCCUGGUGCUUAUUCAUGCUCAACCCAGUCGCGUCCAAGCGUAUAACAGCGAUGUCCUUAGCCGACUUGACGCUGUCUCCGACCUCAAUCGGAUCAUCCGAUUUUAUUUCUCCUAAUUGCUCUUGUACGCGAUCUGAAAAGCCUUCUUCGAAAGUAGGUGCCCAAAAAGCGGCAAUUCGGCAUCUGGAUAUCUACCUUUCAACUACGGAGCUUUACACUUGGGAUGACCUGCGAAGUUUCGAGGAAUAUCAACAGCAGGCCGCCAAAGGCACGCCACAAACCUCUGGAGACGAUCAACCGAAUCCGGAACCUGCAUUUAAAGCUAUCUCAAUCGCAGACUUUUCUCUAGACGUCCUAGAGACAGUAGAUGCCACCUCUCUUUCUCGACCUGCGCAAGACAGAUUGGCUCAGGCUAAGAAGGCAGCUGCUGAAGGUGUUGCAGAACUUGCGGCGGGACAGGAAGUUCCUCGCAGACAGACCCAGAGCCAAGACAACCCCGCAAAUGACGGCGAAAGCAGUGGGGAGGAGACUAUCGAGAGCCGUGUAGCUCGCAUCAAAGCUCGCGUUGCCGAGCUUACUGGGAAUGUUGGUGGUGAGGAGCGGCGUUAGAAUAUCAACCGGAUCUGAUCUCGAAAUUCGAUCCGGUAAAUGAUGUGGCGAUCAGCGCUGAACUCCGCGCCCUUGCCAUGUAAGACUACGAAAUGUUAUCCCAAGGCGCAAAAGAGCUCCAUGAGAGUGGUAUUACAACCGGAUUCGAGAUAUGGAACGUACACUGGUGGCGUGGGAGCACAGUUGAAUGGGCAAUCAUGCCAAGCUUUCUUUAAGGCGACAAGUGACAUUUUACGACUGAAUACUUCAGUAACUAGUUUAAGUGUCUACGCUAUCAUUACGUGUAUGCGCCCU
Mytilinidion resinicola is the source of this 1800-nucleotide messenger RNA. Its product is annotated as kinase-like protein. The record is from RefSeq and is a predicted model, not a curated record. Lineage: Eukaryota; Fungi; Ascomycota; Dothideomycetes; Mytilinidiales; Mytilinidiaceae. Bases 1 to 1506 code for a protein of 501 amino acids. Gene Ontology annotation, biological process: protein phosphorylation. The transcript has a single exon. Gene Ontology annotation, molecular function: ATP binding; protein kinase activity.